Molecule: messenger RNA, 2822 nt
Organism: Clunio marinus
Lineage: Eukaryota; Metazoa; Arthropoda; Insecta; Diptera; Chironomidae
Source: the annotation of a GenBank genome assembly
AAGAUUGUUCUACUUCUUUCAAAUUAUUUAUUAAAGUGAUUAGAAUUGCAAAAGAUAAAAAAAUGAAAUUAGUGUAUUCAUUGACCUUCUUGUUCGUGAUUUCAUCUGCUUUCGGUCAUAGUGCACAUCUUAAUCGAGUUGAAGAUGAUGACACUCAGCCUAGGAAAGCAUCAUCAUAUUUUGGCGAUAUCAAAUACUUAUACAAGACUUAUCAAGAUUGCGCCGCAUCCGACUUAUCAACAUGUCUUAAGUUGAAGCUUUAUUCUGUUGUUGAUCGCAUUGCACGAUCAGAUAACGACCUUAAAGUAUACGAAGGCGUUACGUUUGUAAAGGAUGUCGAUGAAGAACGUGAUGAAGAAACUGUGCCAAAGACUGAAGUCGAAAUUGAAGCUUCAUUGCCACGCUCUCUCGAGGAUAAAGAACAAACUUUAAAUACAUUGAUUAUGGAUAAAAUCAUGUCAUAUUUCGGAUCACAUACAUUGAAGGUUAAAUUCCCAUCAGCUGAAGAGAUGAAACGUUCAUUCGAAGAAGCUCGUCAAAAGCUCGGAAAAGACAAGAAAGGCGGAAGUCUCAUUAUGAUUCCAUUACUCCUUGGAAGCACUUUAAUUCCACUUGCUUUUGGUGCUCUUGCCUUGCUCGCUGGUAAAGCUUUAAUCGUCUCUAAACUUGCAUUGGCUUUGGCUUCAAUCAUUGGAAUCAAGAAAUUGAUCUCCAGUGGACAUCAUCAUGAAGCGGCACAUGAAGUCGUUAAAAUAACGAAAAACGGAAAAAAGAAGAUCAAAAUGAAGCAGUUUUGUGUGUUUUUAAUUCUUAUUGUUGCUGCAUCAGCUACAUCUGAAAGUGAUGGUUUAAUAAGCACCGCAUUAAAGUUUAUGAAAGAUUGCAAUGAAAAAUCAAUUACAUUGUGUAUUAAGGAGCGCGCUCUUCAAUUAGUUGACAAAACUGAAGGUGACUUUGAAGUCACAGAAGGAAUAAAAUUAGUGCAAACUGAAGAGACAUCUCAAGGCCGCUCAUUAAACGAUGUUCAAUUGUCAGACGAUCAGGAGACACGCGAACAAGAAGUUGAAUCACUUUUGGUUGAUCGUGUUGCUCGUUUCCUCGAAUCUCACACAAUCCAAUUUAAAGUACCGAAAGAUUCCAUCAAAGAUGUUCAACGAUCUUUCGAUGAAGCUCGCAAAGGUACAAAGAAAAGCAAGAAGUACUUGUUGCCUCUUCUUUUGUUGUUUAAAUUGAAAGCUGCUGCCCUCUUGCCACUUGCCCUCGGAUUCCUCGCUUUGAUCUCAUUCAAGGCAUUAGUCAUUGGAAAAUUGGCAUUACUCUUGUCAGGAAUAAUCGGUUUAAAGAAACUUUUGGAACAUAAACACUCAUCAUCUUAUGAAGUUGUUGCUCAUCCAUCACAUCACUCAUAUUCAUAUGAUGAAGCUCAUGGCGCUUACCGAAGAUCGAUUGAUGCUCAAAAGUUAGCCUACGCAGCACAAAAGAAUUAAGCAAAACAACAAUACUUAACUCAAUCAGUCUAUUUUACUCCAUCAGAAUGAUUCUGUCACAUUCGCUUCUCUGCUUUUGCACUUCACAUCACAAGGAUUCCUUCUCAAAACGAAAAGGAAUAAAUUAAAGUCAGAUGGGGAGCAAAAAGCAUAAGAAAACUUUUGAGACAUUUGAUUCUGACGAAGUGAAUUCAAUCAAGAUAAAGACGUUACAUGCCAUUGCAAUAAGACAGACAAAUGAUAAACCGACAUAAAACAAACCCCCGAAACAUUCAUUUUUCGCGCUCUCUGAAAGGUUAUUCAUGAGAAUUCAUUAAUUUAUUUAAAUUAUUUAUUUGAAGAGAAACGUUAAGUUAAUAAUUUAAUUAAGCAUGAUUUUUGAUGUUGUGCUUUAAUUUCUGUUUCUUUCUUCUUUUCUCAGAUGUUUUCACACUCUGAUUAUGCCAAUGAGACUUAGAAAUCAAUUUCUUCAACAUAACAAGUAGAUGAGAUUUUAAUUAUGAUUUUAUGUUGUCACUCUUAGCAACAUAAAUUGUCAUUCACUUCCUUCACAUGUUUCACUCGUAAGCUUUACACUACCAAAUAUCAUCUUUCUUAAGAUUAUUUUCUUACCAAAAAUCUUUGAGCUUCCAAAAAGUUAAAAGUUAGUUUAAUCUUUAAAAUUACUUUCACUGACCCGCUACAUAUUUGAGCUGAGAAGACGAAGUAACUUCACUUGAUCGUAUUUAAGAAAGAAAGAGAUAGAGAGAGAGAAGGAGUAUUCUGGAUAAUUUCCCAGAAUAUUUAUCUGUCAUUCGAUUAAACGGAUUUUCGAAAGAAGAAUGUUCGACUGAAAAUAAAAACUCGAUUAUUAAGUUGGCUUUCCUAACGGUACAAGUUGAAAGAUAAUGUUGAUAUACACAUUUCUCGUCGGGAAUUAUUUUAGGUCAGUCUCUCUUCCCCAUCUACAUUUUACCACACUUCUGUCACACAUUUCAAUAAUGUAUAAUUAAUAAGCAGAUCAGGUAUUUUAUACACGCUUUUCUUCUUUACUUCUUCUUCUUCUCCAUAACUUGCGAUCCAAUCAAUCGGCCUAUUCUCAAUCUCGCUGUAUUGGAUGCAGAUUGCAUAUUGUUAUUUUUUUCCUUGUUGUUUUAAUUUUUAACUGCCUUGGAACACUUAUUUUUAUUGCACUUACUUUCUAUCUCUUUUGAUCGCUUCGUUUACCGCGAACUCGUCGCAUUCGCUUCACUUUUUUUAGUUGUUAACUUUCGUUGCUCAAGAAGAAGAAAAAGUUGAAAAUUUUGAAAAAAAAAGUAUGAAAAAAUGUAAUAAAGCAAGAAUUGAAAAAAUUAA